Messenger RNA from Tuber aestivum (summer truffle), 1615 nucleotides. The record is from the annotation of a GenBank genome assembly. NCBI's taxonomy places the organism in Eukaryota, Fungi, Ascomycota, Pezizomycetes, Pezizales, Tuberaceae.
CACGAACAACGCCCCCGUCCCCAGGCACAACUCACAGAUGCUACUGAGUACAGUACUCGUACAGUAGCAUUACUCAGCCCCUUUCCCUUGGAAACCAGAAGCCCGGAAGUGAGCCGCACAGACGCUUCUCAAUGACGCAAUGUGCUGUGACAUUCCAAAUCAUCCAUCACCUCCGUCCGUUGCACCCGUCUGUCGCCUUUCCGAAAGGAUGCACCCCAACUGAUUCCGGCCACCGGUCUACGAGUACUCGAGUACCGGUAUGCCCACCGCCGUACCCUUAUAUAACCCCCUCACGCCGACAGGCUGACCACUCUGACAACACCAAUCUUCCCCUCCCUCUUCCUAACGCUCUCGACAACCUGAAUGUUCCCGUCCCUCCUCUCCCGCUUCUUUCGUCCCUUCUCAGCCAGCAAGUUCACCGUGGGUCCUAUUGGUAGCGGCAUGUCCCUCCCGGAGACCACCGAAAAGGCUACAUUCGCCGCUGGGUGAAUAUACCCCCCCCCCCCGCUAGUGUUUUUUAAUACCGGUACUGAUAAUGUGUGGGGAAAAAAGCUGCUUCUGGGGUGUCGAACAUCUCUUCCGAAAACACUUUGCAGGCAAAGGCCUGUUGGAUGCUCGGGUCGGCUACAUAGGUGGGGCUAGCACCCACCCCACCUACCAUUCCGUUUGCUCCGGGAAAACUGGCCGUAUGUACCUACCGACAUUCCCUUCUUGCUCUCCCCUGCUGACAUUACCAAAGACGCCGAAGCGCUCCAAAUUUUCUAUAACCCUUCGGCAAUCUCUUACGAGAAGCUCCUAGAAUUCUUCUUCAAGAUGCACGACCCGGUAACGGUGGAUCGUCAGGGACCAGAUGUUGGAUCUCAGUAUCGCUCGGCGAUAUUCUUUCACAAUGAACAGCAGGAGAAAGCUGCUAGGGAGACGCUGGAGAAGGUCGGGGCGCAGUGGUAUAAGGUCGAUAUGGCGACGCAGGUGAUCCCCGCUGGGGAUUGGUGGGAUGCAGAGGACUAUCACCAACUCUAUCUGGAGAAUAGUGAGUCUUCCUAUCCAGCUCGUUGGCCCCCGAUAGGGAAGAGGGAGGGAAGGGUUCUAACACUUGGGUUACAGAUCCAGGAGGUUAUGAGUGUCCUUCGCAGUAAGUUUCCUGUUCACAUGACUGUUUGUUGCGGAAAGAGGUGCUGAUGAGGGUGUAGCUAUGUUCGAGACUUUGAACCGCUUACUUGAUUGGUUGGUUGUGAAUUGCCAAUCGGUGGAUGGCUGUGCUUUGUGAGGUUGUUUCUCUUUUUUUCAAAUAUACCUGGUGACCAGACCAGCGUGAGCCUGGCUCAAGGACAGUUUCUUUGGGAUGAUGAUGGGUCUUGGGCGCUGAAGUCUUGGUUUCGGUCUUUGUACACGAGUGAUUUUUCAUGAAAUUUUGUUCCGGUUAGUCAGUGUUUUGCACAACGUGAGGGACCCAAACAAGCUAGGAAUGCUAGAAGGAAUUGUCGAUUGUUACUUGGCUACAGUAGCUAAUAGGUUCGAGAGAAGAAGAAGAAGAAGCGGGUGGGGCUAAGUUUAGACCUCGCUCCUGGUUGUUGAUCGGAGGUGGAGGAUUAGUGAUUAUUCGUGAACGAGCAAA